Molecule: messenger RNA, 612 nt
Organism: Trichomycterus rosablanca
Lineage: Eukaryota; Metazoa; Chordata; Actinopteri; Siluriformes; Trichomycteridae
Gene: fgf10a
Product: fibroblast growth factor 10a
Exons: 3
Coding region: 1-612 (203 amino acids)
Biological process (GO): positive regulation of canonical Wnt signaling pathway; positive regulation of epithelial cell migration; limb development
Cellular component (GO): cytoplasm
Molecular function (GO): chemoattractant activity; growth factor activity; type 2 fibroblast growth factor receptor binding
Source: RefSeq, a predicted model, not a curated record
AUGUGCAAAUGGGAAGUGACUAAAACCGCCGCAGCCUGGUUUCAUCCGUCCUGCCUGUCCUCGCUGCUUCUCCUGCUCAUACUCGCAUCUUCAGCCUGUCUGCCCGUCGCUUGCCACGAUGCCCGCUCCCACAGGGCGGCCAACUCUUCGGUGUCGUCUUCGUCCGUCCUCGUGGUGGGCCGACACGUUCGCAGCUACAACCACCUCACGGGGGACGUGCGGCGUCGGAAGCUCUUCUCCUACCAGAAGUUUUUUCUCAGGAUUGAUAAGAACGGCACGGUUAACGGCACCAAGAGCAAAGACGAUCCGUUCAGUAUACUCGAAAUCAAAUCGGUGGAAGUUGGGAUUGUGGCAAUCAGGGGCCUCGACAGCAACUACUUUCUUGCAAUUAAUAAAAAAGGCGUGGUGUAUGGAGCGAAGGAGUUUGGCGACGACUGCCAGCUGAUAGAAAGGAUCGAGGAAAACCGGUACAACACGUACGCCUCGGCCAAAUGGAGGAACAAAAAAAAGCCCAUGUUUGUAGGCCUGAGUGCCAACGGCAAACCAAUGAGGGCCAAAAAGACUCGGAGAAAAAACACUGCCACACACUUUCUGCCUAUUCCCAUUCCAUAG